Apis dorsata (giant honeybee) is the source of this 772-nucleotide messenger RNA. RefSeq names its product yemanuclein. Gene Ontology annotation, molecular function: metal ion binding. The transcript has 2 exons. The coding region runs from base 119 to 754 and encodes 211 amino acids. Lineage: Eukaryota; Metazoa; Arthropoda; Insecta; Hymenoptera; Apidae. The record is from RefSeq and is a predicted model, not a curated record.
UAAGUAUUGCAGUGUUGCCAUAUUUUUAUAUAAUGUGAACAGUAGCAUAACAGUUUAUAAUGGUUAUAUUAGAUUAGAGUGUUUGUUAGAGUAUAUUGUUAAUUAAUUGGUAAGAACGAUGGCUUCCUUGGUUGCAGAUUAUGGAACUUCCUCAAGCUCAGAAAGUAAUAGCGAUGAUAUUUCGGAUGAUGCCGAUAACACUUUUAAGGAAGAGGAAGAAGAAGAAGAUGAUGAUGAGGAAGAAGAAAAUAAUGAAAACAAUGAAAUAUGUAAAACAGCUUCCAAAGAAAAACUUCCAUUACCAACUCCAGAUUUUAAUGGCAUACCUACAAUGAAAACUUCAGUCUUCUCAAAUCCAUUUGUUGAAGCAGAAAAAGCAAAAAGUGCAAUACUUGAAAAACAUGUGAAAAUGACUCCAACUCUUGAUGAUACAAAAAUGAUAAAUGGUAAAAAAAUUUGUUGGAAUUAUAGGAAAGGUAGAUGCCGGUUUGGACAUAAUUGUACUUUUGCACAUGAUUCUGAUUUACAUCGUACAGCAACUGAAUUAGAAACAAUUAGAACACCACAAGAAACAAUUAUUUGUCAAACUCCUUAUAAUGGUCAAGUUUCUAUUAAUGAUGAUGAUGAAAUAGAUCAAGAAAAUAAUCAAAUGAAUAGGCGUAAGAAGAGGCCAGGAUUAAGUCAAUCUUUAAUACCAAGCAAGAAAGUUUUAAAAAUGUACAAAGCACAACAAGCUAAAGCUAUUAGUAGGUAAAUGUAAUUAUAUCAAAUA